CUUUUCUCAAAUCAAAAUCACUUAUUUCAUCACAACCAUGUCAGAAUCGUGUUUGCGCUUGCAUUUUCUCUUGGUUCUCUUUCUCUGUUUUGUCUCCGUGUCAAGCAUCUUUAUUCCAAAAUAUCAUGGUUUUGGUCUAGUUGCUUGUCGUCUCCACCAGAUUCAAUCCUUUACGAAGUUCAAGACCGAGUUUGAUACGCAUCGUUGCAACCACAAUGACGACUUUAAUGGAAUCUGGUGUGAUAAUGCGACGGGUGCGGUCACAAAGCUUCAGCUCCGAAGCUGCCUAAGUGGAACUCUUAAGCCUAACAGUAGCCUCUUCCAGUUUCAUCAGCUCCGCUACCUUGAUCUAAAUCAGAACAACUUCACCUCCUCUUCACUCCCUUCCGAGUUUGGAAAUCUCAACAAAUUAGAGGUUUUAUCUCUUUUCUCUAAUGGCUUCAUUGGUCCAAUUCCUUCCUCAUUUAGUAACCUAAGUCUUCUUUCUAUUUUAGACCUUUCCGCAAAUAAGCUCACUGGUAGUUUCCAACUUGUGCGGAGUCUAAGUAAGCUCACAAUUUUACGACUUUCUCAAAAUCACUUCUCUGGAACUCUGAAUUCCAACCAUAGCCUCUUUGAGUUGCACCACCUUACUUACCUUGAUCUAACUGAAAACAACUUCACUUCCUCUUCACUCCCUUAUGAAUUAGGAAACCUCAACAAACUAGAGGUCCUGCGCCUUUCCUCUAAUGGCUUCUUCGGUCAAGUUCCUCCGACAAUUAGUAACCUAACAUUGUUAAGUGAGUUGUACCUUGACACGAACGAGCUUACUGGUAGUUUCCCUCUUGUACAAAAUCUAACCAAGCUCUCCACUCUAAUACUUUUUGAUAACCACUUCUCUGGAACCAUCCCUGCUUCUCUCUUCACUAUGCCUUUCUUAUCAUAUCUAGAGCUUUGGAGAAAUGAUCUCAGUGGUUCUAUUGAAGUUCCUAACUCAUCUUCUUCUUCAAGGCUAAAACGUUUGUACCUAGGUCACAACCAUUUUGAAGAAAAAAUCCUAGAGCCUAUCUCAAAACUCAUCAACCUCAAAGAGCUCGACGUUUCUUUCCUAAACACAAGCUACCCAAUUGACCUAAGUAUGUUCUCCUCUCUCAAAUCUUUGUUGCUCCUAGAUCUUUCCGGUGUUAGGAUAUCUCAGGCUAGUUUAGCUUCGGAUUCCUUCAUCCCAUCAACCCUGGAAGCGUUGCGUUUGAAGCAAUGCAACAUCAGUGAUUUCCCUACCAUCUUAAAGACCCUUGAGAAUUUGGUGCAUAUUAGCUUAUCAAAAAAUAUCAUCGGUGGGAAAGUCCCUGAGUGGAUAUGGAGCCUUCCUCGCUUGAACUCAUUGUUUAUUGAUGGUAACUUGCUAUAUGGCUUCGAAGGUUCGUUGAAAGCAUUGGUGAACUCAUCGGUACAGAUCUUAAUUAUGCAUUCAAACAGUUUUGAAGGAGCACUUCCGCAACUACCACUAUCUAUCAACUUCUUCUUUGCACAAUCCAAUAAUUUCAGAGGCAACAUACCUCUAUCUAUCUGCAAUAGAAGCUCGUUGACUGUCCUUGAUCUAAGCUACAACAACCUCACCGGUCCAAUACCUCCAUGUAUGAGUAACUUCUUGUUUUUGAAUCUCCGGAAGAACAAACUUGAAGGAAGUAUUCCAGACAAGUUUUACGUUGGUGCACCUCUAAAGACACUCGACGUUGGCUACAAUAGAUUAACCGGAAAGCUUCCAAGGUCUCUUCUAAAUUGCUCAUCUCUACAGUUCCUAAGUGUGGACUACAACAGAAUCAAAGAUAGGUUUCCUUUCUCACUCAAGGCUUUACCGAGUUUGCAAGUGCUUAUCCUCAGCUCAAACAAAUUCUAUGGUAGUGUGUCUUCUCCGAACCAUGGUCCUCUAGACUUUCCUGAGCUGCGGAUACUUGAGAUAGCUGGUAAUGAAUUAACCGGAAGCUUGCCUCCAAACUUCUUUGUGAAUUGGAAAGCAUCAUCACUCAAGAUGAAUGAAAAUGUGGGUCAAUAUUUGGUAUAUAAAAAGGUUAUUUACGAUACAUAUUACCUCACAUAUAGGGACUCUAUAGAUUUACCACGCAAAGGUUUAUUUCAAAUGGAGGAGAAGCUCCUUACUUCCUACGCCACCAUUGAUUUUUCUGGGAAUAGACUUCAAGGACAGAUUCCAGAAUCUAUCGGUCUCUUAAAAGCAGUGAUCGCACUCAACUUAUCCAAUAACGCCUUCACGGGCCAUAUUCCUCUAUCUUUGGUCAAUCUUGUGAAGCUCGAGUCCCUGGACCUAUCAGGUAACCAACUCUCAGGGACUAUUCCUAGUGGACUUGGAGGCCUCUCGUUUUUGGCAUACAUAAACGUUUCUCACAACCAACUCAAGGGUGAAAUACCAAAAGGAACACAGAUUAUGGGACAACCUAAAUCUUCCUUUGAAGGAAACGCAGGGCUUUGUGGUUUUCCUCUCGAAGAAAGUUGCUUUGGGACUAAAACGUCGCCACCAGCAAAACAACCUAAAGAAGAAGAAGAAGAUGAAGAAGAGGAACAAAUGUUGAGUUGGAAAGCAGUGGCAAUAUUGUAUGGGCCUGGAGUGUUACUUGGAAUUGCAAUAGCACAACUCAUUGCUUCAUACAAACCGGAAUGGUUCGUCAAGAUAAUUGGUCAAAACUUUUAAGAAUUUUUUUGGUUUUGAGUUUGAUCCGCCAAUAAUGUAUGUCAAGUAUGUCGUUGGUAUUGUAUUGAAGCCUUUCCUUACGGUUGUUGUAUCUUUAUUUGGUUUUUUUUGUUGUAUCUUUAUCUGAUGAUUUUGUUGUAUUUUGUUUCCUAUAAAAUAAAGAAUGGUGAAGUCUCUGUAACAUAUUCAUAUA
Messenger RNA from Eutrema salsugineum, 2879 nucleotides. Its product is annotated as receptor like protein 42. NCBI's taxonomy places the organism in Eukaryota, Viridiplantae, Streptophyta, Magnoliopsida, Brassicales, Brassicaceae. The transcript has a single exon. The record is from RefSeq and is a predicted model, not a curated record. The coding region runs from base 38 to 2686 and encodes 882 amino acids. Gene Ontology annotation, molecular function: protein binding.